Molecule: messenger RNA, 4014 nt
Organism: Eleginops maclovinus (Patagonian blennie)
Lineage: Eukaryota; Metazoa; Chordata; Actinopteri; Perciformes; Eleginopidae
Gene: tmtc2a
Product: transmembrane O-mannosyltransferase targeting cadherins 2a
Exons: 12
Coding region: 269-2842 (857 amino acids)
Biological process (GO): protein O-linked glycosylation via mannose
Cellular component (GO): endoplasmic reticulum membrane
Molecular function (GO): mannosyltransferase activity; protein binding
Source: RefSeq, a predicted model, not a curated record
GAUGCGCACAGCGAGGACACCGCAGCACAGAAAUGCGCACAGCUCCGAGCCAGACCCGGCUGUAGCUUCACCUCCCGGCACCCCUCACCCUGCUCUCAGCACAAUGGCUCACAGGGAAUAUGGCUAACUUUGACAGACUUUGCGUGCCACGGGGAAAUGCCCUGCGAGCGGCUCCAUUGAGAGCACAAUAACAGAGAAGGGGAGGGGAGGGGGGGACCCGAUUUCAGUCAUUUCUAAGGCAGCUCCUCUCCCACUUCGGUUUGGAGAGAUGAUCACGGAGCUGCUGUGCACCGCCGUGGCUGUGGGUCUUUAUGUGAACACGCUAGACGCUGAUUUCUGCUACGAUGACAGUCGAGCCAUCAAGACCAAUCAGGACCUUCUCCCUGAGACUCCGUGGACCAACGUCCUGUACGACGACUUCUGGGGCACCGUGCUGACUCACAGCGGCAGCCACAAGUCCUACCGUCCCCUCUGCACCCUCUCCUUCCGCCUCAACUACACCCUGCAUGCCCUGCGGCCCUGGGGCUACCACCUGCUGAACGUGGUGCUGCACGGCCUGGUCACCGCGCUCUUCACAGCCUUCAGCCGCCAGCUUCUGGGCGCAGGGCUUUGGAGCCUGCUGGCUGGCCUUCUCUUUGCAUCUCAUCCGGUUCACACUGAAGCAGUCGCCGGUGUGGUUGGGAGGGCGGACGUUGGCGCCGCGCUGUUUUUCCUGCUGUCUCUUCUCUGCUAUGUGAGGCACUGUCGACUUCGUAGGGACAUCCAGAGCAGGAGAUGUGGAGGCAGCUCUUGGUGCUGGGGCUGGAUGCUGGCCAGCCUGUGGUGUGCAGCAGCCAGCAUGCUGUGGAAGGAGCAGGGGGUGACGGUGCUGGCCGUGUCGGCGGUGUACGACCUCUUCGUGUUCCAGAGACUCCGGUUUCGCCAGGCGCUUCUCCUCCUGCUUGGAAAGAAGAAGAACAUCAGUGUGUUGCUGAGUCUCUGCGUGCUCGCUUCCUGGGGAGUGAUUCUGCUGUCGGCUCGCCUCUACUGGAUGGGCAACAAGCCUCCCAACUUCUCCAACUCUGACAACCCCGCCGCUGACUCGCCACAUUUCCUCACUCGAACACUGACAUUCCUCCACCUGCCAGUCGCCAACGCUUGGCUGCUGCUCUGCCCCGACAGGCUCAGUUUUGAUUGGUCCAUGGAUGCCAUGCCCUUGGUCAGGUCCUUAGCCGACUGGAGGAACCUUCACACUGUUGCCUUUUAUGGAGGAUUCAUCCUCCUGGGUUUGUUUGGCCUUCAUGGCCCUGCCCUUAAAGCCAAGGAGACCAAUGGGAAAGCCUAUGUGACUAAUGGGAAAUCAAUCACUAACGGGAAUGGCUGCCAUGCCCCUGACACAAACCAUAACACAGACCAGGGGCCGCCAAAGACCACCCUGAAUGGGUCAGCAGGACCCGACCAAUGCCCCCCGCGGACGUCCCUGCCCCCUACACAACACCUAGUCCUGUUUUCAUUAGGCAUGCUCGCCUUGCCUUUCAUCCCUGCCACAAACCUCUUCUUUUAUGUAGGUUUUGUGAUUGCAGAGAGGGUACUGUACAUCCCCAGCAUGGGCUUUUGUUUACUGGUUGCUGCUGGGGCGAGAACUUUACACAUCAGACUGAGGACUAAAGGCUGCAGGGCCUUGCUGUUGUGUCUCUGUACGGGACUAGUGCUGCUGAAUGGACUCAGAACUGUUCAGAGAAACAGGGACUGGAGCAACGAGGAGAAUCUCUACAGGUCAGGGAUCGGUGCGAAUCCCGCUAAAGCCUGGGGAAACUUGGGGAACGUUCUGAAGAACCAGGGCAAGAUGGCGGAGGCGGAGAGAGCAUACAGAAACGCUCUUCACCACCGAGGGAACAUGGCUGACAUGCUGUAUAACCUUGGCUUGCUGCUGCAAGAGAAUGAACGUCUUUCUGAAGCGCUGCAUUAUUACAAACUGGCCAUUGGGAGCCGGCCAACACUGGCAUCGGCCUACCUGAACACAGGGAUCAUCCUGAUGAACCAGGGCAACCUGGAGGAGGCCAAGCGCACCUUUCUGACAUGUGCCGACAUUCCUGAUGAGAACUUAAAGGACCCCCACGCCCACAAGAGCUCCGUCACCAGCUGCCUGUACAACCUGGGAAAACUGCUCCAUGAGCAGGGUCAGCAGGAGGAGGCCCUGUCUAUUUAUAAGGAAGCGGUACAGAAGAUGCCCAAGCAGUUUGCACCACACAGCCUUUUCAACAUGAUGGGAGAGGCCUACAUGAGACUGAACCGACUGGAGGAGGCAGGUCACUGGUACAGAGAGUCCCUCAGGGCAAAGCCUGACCAUAUUCCUGCCCACCUCACGUAUGGCAAGCUCCUGUCCAUCAUUGGGCCAAAGACAGAAGCAGAGCGGUACUAUCUGAGAGCUAUUCAGCUGGACCCAACUAAAGGAAACUGCUACAUGCACUAUGGUCAGUUCCUGCUGGAGCAGUCUCGGCUCGGAGAGGCGGCGGAGAUGGCGGAGAGAGCAGCAGAUCUGGACCACUCAGAGUUUGAUGUGGUCUUCAGCGCGGCUCACAUGCUCAGGCAGGCCAGUCUGAAUGAGGCAGCAGAGAGACAGUAUGAGCGAGCAGCGAGCCUCAGACCAGAUUACCCGGCUGCUCUGAUGAACCUCGGUGCCAUCCUCCACCUGAAUGGGAAGCUUCCGGAAGCGGAGGCCAACUACCUGCGUGCUCUGAAACUGAAACCUGAUGAUGUCAUCACCCAGUCCAACCUGCGCAAGCUGUGGAACAUCAUGGAGCGGCAGGGACUCAGGGUCAAAGCGUGGGAUCGGGAUGCACAAGAGCGGCCUUCUAACUGAGAGAGCUGCUGCUCUGUUCUCUCUGUGAUGACAAUGUGUCCUCCAGACAGUGAAGCAGGACAGUAUAUGAAAGAGUUGGAGGCUGAACUCUCUACAAGACAGGAAAAAACAAUCUUUUAUGAGUUCUGACUGUUGUGGAAGACAGCUUAAGGCAUGUUGGAGAUGUGAAGCGCAGAAAGAGUCAACAGCAGUCCUGUUUGGUGGCUCAAAUCACUGAUAUUAUCAUACAUCAUUCAAGGGAGGCAAAUAACUGCAAAGUUCAAAAGAGAGAGAAAUGUCUCAAAAAGUAGCAGAAUAUUACUUUACUAUGAGAAAAUAAAGCUGGCUUAUGUUUUAAAGCACUUCAUUUGAGAGAGGAUGUACCAAACUAUUCAAACUAUUUCCACAGAUUGGGUUUGGAAGUUGUCAGCACUGAUGAGUGAAUGAGGCCAACUGGUUUUGUCAAAAGUAAACUCCAACAAUUUCAAGCAUUAGAGUCUUAUUACAGGUAUUUAUGAAUGCUUUCGCAUAUACAGUAUAAAACAAAGUUAUUAAUCGGGAUGUUAGUUGCGUCCGAAGACUACAAUUUUCAAAAGGCAGAAAAAAAAAAUUACUUUGAAACGGACCUCUGUAGACCACUCGUCAUCUCAGCCAAAUGCUAGCUGCUAAUACUCUGACACACCUGAAUCUCUGACACAUUGCAUUGUGGGUGAUGUAGGUUUUGAAUUGUUUCCGAUCCUUUCUUUUAAACUGUGCAUCGUGAGUUGACAGUUUUAUAAGAGUGCAAUGCUAAAUCUGUUGAGGAAUCUUGAAAAUAAUCAAAACUCUGAUUGAUAUCAUCAGGGUGCUCUUGCCAUUAACGUAUACUCUUCAGACAUUAAAUGCUUACCAAUAAAAGCAUGCUAAUGCGUCUUCAGGUACCUCCCUCUAAUACAGUGCUAUGUAGUCACUCGCCUAAACCAAUAAAAUAGCAGGUUAAAGCAUAAUGCAUAUCCAAUUCACAUUGUGUUGUCUGAGUCACUGAAAAUUGUUUGCACCUGGUGCAUUGUAAAUGCUUGUGACUGUAAACAGGUCAUGAGGAAACUCUUCAGCGGUGCCAAAGCUUGUACUGAGUCUCUACGCCUCUCGUGCCAAGCAAGAACUGAAACGUGUCGUGUUCCUUGUGUCGAAUAAAGAUGUUUCAUUUCAUGUGA